AUCACACGACACACUUCCUGCAAAACAAAGCUCGGAUCAACCUGCCUCUGGGUCGCUCUGAAAUUUGUUUACAAAAUGGCGCAAGCUGGAGUCUUUUUGGAGCAAGAUCAGUUUAACUGUUCUAUAUGUCUGGAUGUGAUGAAAGAUCCUGUAACGGUACCGUGCGGACACAGUUACUGUAAAGGCUGCAUCAAAGGUUACUGGGACCAGGAUGACUACUUAGGAAUUUAUGGCUGUCCUCAGUGCAGACAGAACUUCGCUCCUAGGCCCGUACUAGGCAGGAACACCAUGCUGGCCGAUGUCGUGGACAAACUGAAAAAAACCGGUCUCAAUUCUACCGCGGGGGCGCUCGCCGUCGUUACGGCCUCCGAUCCGACGUACGCCGAGUCGGGAGACGUGGAAUGUGAUGUCUGCACGGACAGGAAAAGCAAAGCCGCGAGGUCGUGCCUUGUUUGCCUGGCGUCCUACUGCGAAGAGCACCUCAAGCCCCACUACGAGUCCCCGGCGUUUCAAAAGCACAGGCUGGUUUCCCCGUCGGGCAAGCUGCAAGACAGCCUCUGCCCACGCCACGACAAACUUCUGGAGGUUUUCUGCAGGACGGAUCAGCACUGUAUCUGCUAUCUAUGUUUGACCGACGAGCACAAAGGCCACGACACUGUUCUGGCUGCAACAGAAAUGACAGAGAAAAAGAAUGCCCUGGCAGAGAUGCAAAGGCACUCCCAGCAGAGAAUUCAGGAGAGAGAAAAGAAGGUGCAAGAGCUGAGACAGGCCACUCAGUCUCUGACCCUCUCAGCACAGACUGCUCUGGAGGAGAGCGAGAGGAUCUUCACCGAGCUGGUGUGCGCCAUUGAGCGCCGGCGUGCCGAGGUGAAAGAACUGAUCCGCGCCCAGGAGAGGGCGGCCACAGGCCAGGCCGAAGAGCGCCUCCAACAGCUGGAGCAUGACAUUGCUGAGCUGAAGGCUCGGGACUGCGAGCUGGACCACCUGGCCCAAAUGGAGGACCACAUCUCCUUCCUCCAGAACUACAGGUCGGUAUGCAUUCAGCCUGUAACUCUGGAUGUGCCCAGUGUUGAGACAGAACCAGGCUUCAGGGCUGUGAUGAAUGCUGUGUCAGAAUUCCAGGCCUUGCUCGAGGACGUCUGCCAAGGUGGAUUUGUGAAUAUCUCAGAGAAAGUAAAUGAUGUUACAAUUAUUCAGAACACAAAACCAAAAAUGGAGGCAGAGCCAAAUGCAGCUCUUUUGGCGACUCCAGUCUUUCAAAGCCAUUUUGGCCAGAACCCCAUUUUUGGAGGUCCGCCUCCUGGCAUUGCAGGUUUCACCAUUUCCUCGUUUGUUCCAAGACCUUCUGGUUCUCGACAGAGAAUCCACCUGCGUAGGAGACGGAGGUAGCUGUCCUGGGCUUAGCCGAAGACCGAUCAGUGUUCAGCGUAUGUUUUAUUCACGAUCUGUAUAAUAUUAAAUAAUAUGUACAUGCUAUUACCAGAACCUUUUUUUCUUUAUUAAAACAAAGAAGAAUAUUUAAAAACUAAUUUAACCAUGCAAGACAGAUGUGUUACAGAGGGCAUAUGUAUCAGUGUUUGGGGGGGGGGGGUUGGAAAAAUAUUGAUUAAAAA
Molecule: messenger RNA, 1613 nt
Organism: Electrophorus electricus (electric eel)
Lineage: Eukaryota; Metazoa; Chordata; Actinopteri; Gymnotiformes; Gymnotidae
Gene: ftr67
Product: finTRIM family, member 67
Molecular function (GO): zinc ion binding
Source: RefSeq, a predicted model, not a curated record